AUGGGCAGGCCACGAAAGCCUUUCAUCGACAAGAAGAAUUCCACGACGUAUAAUCUCAUUCAUAGAAAUACAGAUGCUGGCGAAGUGGUGGAUGCUUCUGGUCGCGUGUUCGUGGACGCCGGCAAGGGAGUGGGACUGGGCCGGGUGGACGAGGAGGCUGCAGCUGCAGCGCGCGCAGCCUCUGGAACUGCGAACAGGAGAUACCCCCCGGGACACCCCCUUGCCUGGCUGGAGGCCGAGGAGAGCGGCCCCUCCAGCUCCCUCACCCCUGCGCGGCGUCGCGAGCUGAUCGAGCUGGGCUUCCCAGAUGACGGCUACGACUACCUGGCCCACCUGAGGGCGCUGGGCGGCGGCAGCAACGCCUUGGAGGGACCCGACAGGAGCGAGCUGGCCGCGGCGGUCGGGCCCGGGGUCUUCGUCCCAGCGCAAAAGCCCCUGGCCCCCGCCGCCGACGUGGCGCUGUACGAUGCGCACGCCCUGGCGCUGCCGGGCGGGGCGGUGAAGGAGGAGGAAGAGGAGGCCGAGGGGGCCAUGGGCGGCGUGACCGCCUUCACGCGCCGGCGCGAGCGCGCCCCCGCUGCCAUAGAUCAGGAGGAGCUCGCCGAGCUGGAUGCCAUGCUGGCGCAAGCAGAGGCGGAGGCGGAGGCGGAGGAGAUCGGGGAGGAAGGCCUGGGAGACCUGCUGGAUGACUUCAUCCUCACGGCAGUCGGGCGGCAUGAGGAAGGCACGGGCGCUGACGAGGCCGACGAGGGCCACUCCUGGAAGGGGAAGGAGUCAUCUGCCUCGGAGGUUUCCUCCGCGCCAAGUGACAGUGAGUCCGAGGACGAGGACUUUGAGUCUGAGGCCGGCGACGGUCUGGGGGAGCUGAGGGGCGAGGGCUCCGUCCAGUCUCGGUGGCCAGGCCGGACGGCGCCCAAGGCGGGCAGCAUCGCCUCCACCUACUGGCGGGAGGAGCGCCAGGAUCGGAGGGGGGAGCUGACCACCCUGGACGACAGGUUUGAGCAUGUGGCGCUGGAGUACGACGAGGACGAGAUCGGGGAUCUGUCAGACCACGGGUCCGACCUGGAGGGGGACACUGCGCCAGAGGAGCUGGCGCCGCAGCUGGCCUUCCUGCUCACCAUCGACGAGCGGGACAAGGCCGCGCGCCUGCGUGGAGAGGGCCAAGCGACCCGCCCCUCGGCGCUGGCCGCACAGCUGGAGAGGUUCGGCAUGACCGACGACGACCACGAGGCCGCCGUUCGUAAGGCCAAGGAUUUGGUGCAAUGGGCCGAGGCGGAGGAGGGGCCAGACACCAGCGUCCCCCGACCGCACGGCAGCAUCUACGUCCCGGCGGAGCACCACGAGCGCGAGCGCUGGGACGCCGAGACCCUCAAGGGCCUCUUCAAGGAGGAGCGGGGCAAGGCGGCCAGGCGCUCGGCCACGGCGCAGCCCCAGGCUGCCCUGCACAUGCCCUGA
Molecule: messenger RNA, 1455 nt
Organism: Auxenochlorella protothecoides
Lineage: Eukaryota; Viridiplantae; Chlorophyta; Trebouxiophyceae; Chlorellales; Chlorellaceae
Product: LTV1-like protein
Exons: 7
Coding region: 1-1455 (484 amino acids)
Biological process (GO): ribosomal small subunit biogenesis; ribosomal small subunit export from nucleus
Cellular component (GO): cytosol; nucleus; preribosome, small subunit precursor
Source: RefSeq, a predicted model, not a curated record